Messenger RNA from Rhinichthys klamathensis goyatoka, 2016 nucleotides. RefSeq names its product acetylserotonin O-methyltransferase-like (gene asmtl). Bases 39 to 1949 code for a protein of 636 amino acids. Gene Ontology annotation, molecular function: O-methyltransferase activity; nucleoside triphosphate diphosphatase activity. Lineage: Eukaryota; Metazoa; Chordata; Actinopteri; Cypriniformes; Leuciscidae. The record is from RefSeq and is a predicted model, not a curated record. The transcript has 13 exons.
GAUAUACUUCUGGAACUGACAGCAAGGAGAGGGAUAACAUGCUGUUAAAUCCAGUAAUAUCCAAGCUGAGUGGAAAGCUUGUUGUCCUGGCAAGUGCAUCUCCAAGACGGCUGGAGAUUUUAUCGAAUGCUGGUUUACGAUUCGAGGUUGUUCCCUCCUGGUUUAAAGAAACAUUGGACAAAUCCUUGUUUAAAAAUCCAUAUGAAUAUGCAGUGGAGACGGCUAAACAAAAGGCUUUGGAGGUGGCUCAACGAAUGCCAUUUAAACACUUGAAAACUCCAGAUAUUGUAAUCGGAGCAGACACUGUUGUGACAGUUGAUGGCUUGAUCUUGGAGAAACCUACGGAUAAACAAGAUGCUUACCGUAUGCUGUCCAGGUUGAGUGGUAAGGAACAUAGCGUCUUCACAGGUGUUGCCAUUGUGAUCUGCCAUGAAAACACUGGUACAGAUAUGGACUACAAAGUAGUUGAUUUUUAUGAAGAGACAAAAGUUAAAUUUGCAGAGUUAUCUGAGGAGAUGCUCUGGGAAUACAUCAACAGUGGAGAGCCCAUGGACAAGGCUGGUGGUUACGGGAUCCAGGCAUUGGGUGGCAUGUUAGUGGAGUAUGUGCAAGGAGAUUUUCUUAAUGUGGUAGGCUUCCCUCUUAACCAUUUCUGCAAGCAGCUGGGGUUGAUUUUCAACAGCCCACCUGAAAGCCCCACACACAAGAACAAAUGGGAUUCGGAUGUGGCUUGGACUCUGGUUAACAGCCUUUCUGAAGGCGCCGCAAAUGUGGAGGUUAAGCUAUUGGAAAAUGGUAAAGAUUGCAGUAGGACGUCUAUGCAAGAUCAGAAUGUGAUGGGGCCGGAGUGUGCCAAGUGCAGCAGACAGGAUGUCCCCCACAGUAUUAUCAACUUACUGGAUGGGUUCAAAGCUUCAAAGACUCUAUUCACAGCAUCCAAACUGAAGGUGUUUGAUGUGUUGAACGGCUCUGAAAGUCUGACAUUAGAAGAGGUUGCUGUCCAAAUCAACGCCUCUGUUUUAGGCACCGAGAGGCUUCUGGAAGCUGCUGUCUCUUUAGGGCUGCUAGAAAGGGUCAAACAGCGAGAUACAAGUGUGUACAGAAAUACAGAACAGGCCAGUCGCUUCCUGGUAUCGGACAGCCCGGUGUCUCUGCAUGGCUACAUUCUCCACUGCAAUGAUAUGGUGUGGCCUCUCUUCAGUCAUCUAGAGAACGCUGUCGUGGAGGGCAUCAGCCAACAUGAGCGGGCCUUUGGGAAGAAGAAUGAGGAUGUGUUUCAGGAUGCCUACUACAGUAAAGAUGAAGUUAAGAUACGAUUCAUGGAUGCAAUGCACAGCAUUGCAAGAGUGACUGGAAAAGAUGUGGCAACAGCGUUUGAUCUUUCUUCAUAUAAAACAGCCUGUGACAUUGGAGGUUGCACUGGUGCCAUGGCGUACGAGUUAACAAAAGCCCACCCGGGACUGUCAGUUAUUGUAUUUGACUUGCCACAAGUCAUUGAGAUGAGACGCCACUUUAAACCUAAAGAAGAUGAUGACAGGGUGUCAUUUGUUGCAGGAGACUUCUUUAAAGAUGACCUGCCUAAAGCAGACCUGUAUAUUCUUGCGCGAAUCCUCCAUGACUGGUCUGAUGAGAAAUUGCAUUUAUUAUUGAGCAAACUGUCCAAAAUGUGCACACAAGGUUGUGGACUUCUGGUGUCUGAGAUCUUCCUGGAUGAGGAGCGGAAAAGGCCGAGCCGGGCCCUGCUGCAGGCCCUCAGUAUGACAGAAGGAAAGCAGAGAAGCACCGCAGAGUACAGUGACUUACUAGAGAAGCAUGGCUUCACUCUCAGACACAUCCAACACACAGACAACCUGCUAGAUGCCAUGCUAUUUGUCAAAGAAGAUCCAAAUGACAAUAGAACGUUACUAGGCUGUUCUUCAGCAUCCAUUGAGACUGCUGAACUUGAGUGAUAUAACUACAGCAUUUGUAUCAGAAACACUACAAUUGACUUAUUCUAGUUCAUCAACUGGGGGAAAA